This is a messenger RNA of Trichomycterus rosablanca, 4772 nucleotides long. RefSeq names its product nuclear receptor coactivator 7 (gene ncoa7b). Gene Ontology annotation, cellular component: nucleus. Lineage: Eukaryota; Metazoa; Chordata; Actinopteri; Siluriformes; Trichomycteridae. Gene Ontology annotation, biological process: response to oxidative stress; regulation of transcription by RNA polymerase II. Bases 355 to 2856 code for a protein of 833 amino acids. The transcript has 16 exons. The record is from RefSeq and is a predicted model, not a curated record.
UGCACAUUACUAUGCCUACAUGCUAUAUGUCAGUGUAUGUGGGCACCCCUUCUAACUAAUGGAGUCCUGUUGUUCCAGCAAUUUCUAUUACUAACAAAUGUGGGUAGCACUGUCUCCUCACAGCAUGAAUGUCCUAAGGUCGAUCCCCAGGUGGGGCAGUCCGGGUCCUUUCUGUGUGGAGUUUGCAUGUUCUCCUCGUGUCCGCUUGGGUUUCCUCUAGAGCUCCGGUUUCCUCCCACAGUCCAAAGACAUGCAAGUGAGGUUAAAAAGUGUUGGGUAGGAGUGGAGUUAAAACUUCUGGACCAGGGACCUGGAGUUGUUUGUCUAUAAGGUUUUUCAGCCAUCUUUUCCUCUAUGGAGAAAAAGGAGAAAAGGCCCAGCUAUUUCUCCAGGCUGAGGAAGAGACGGCAGCUAAAACAGAGCCAAUCGGAGAAGGCUGAGGCUGAGGAGAACCAGACAAACCCAGACUUAAAGGGAUCAAUCAUCUGUGAGCCCGUCCCUACAGCACAGCUCCAGAAGAACCUAGAGGGAGAAAGGCCCAGUAGAACUGCGAGAUCUCUUAGUGGAGAAUCAGUGGACAACAGUAAAUCCAAUGGACAGACCAAGAAGGAGAAAAGAAAGCCUCCAGGCACUGUAGAGUACACAGUGGGCUCGAAAGACACAUUGAACUGCAUUGCACUGAAGUUCAACAUCACCCCAAAUAAACUCGUGCAGCUGAAUUGUCUCUUUUCUCACAGUGUGUUUCCAGGACAGAAGCUUUUCGUUCCUGAUAUGGGCCAGUCUGAAACGACCUCCUCAGCCAAAGACUCAGUUAACACCAAGACACCAGAAACCAGGUCACAGCAUGACCGAUCAAGCUGGAGAGCCCGGCACAGGGAAUUGUCUCCAUCAUCCGAAGACGAAAGUCCAGUCAAAUUCCUCAAAAUGAGCUGCAAGUACUUUACUGAUGGCAUGGGAGUUGUGGGGGGUGUAAUGAUUGUGACACCCAAUAACAUAAUGUUUGACCCACACAAGUCGGAUCCUCUAGUUAUCGAACAUGGCUGCGAGGAGUACGGCCUUAUUUGCCCCAUGGAAGAGGUGCUGUCCGUUGCUCUGUAUGAUGACGUGUCCCGUAUGAAGCUCAAGGAUGCUUUGCCAUCCGACAUACCUCAGGAUCUGUGUCCGUUAUACAGGCCGGGUGAGUGGGUGGAACUUCCAUCCGAACAGGACCUGAACCCUUUCAGCCGCUACGAGGCCCUCAGCCCACCCCGUCGUCCGAUAAUUUUGGACGACAUAGGGACUGCGAUUUCGGAGGUGGCGGAGUGCCACCCCGCAGACAAAUCGCCAUCCGACGAAGGCUUCACUGAGCUCGAGCUGUUGCAGAAUUACUCUGGAACUGAGAACGGAAGUCCAGAGACUUCUCACAGCAGACCUGAGACCGCCGACACUACAUGCCUUAGCCUGGAGGGGGCGUCUUUACCGGACCUGAGCGGCUCUGAGAAGUCAAAAACAAGUAUGCUGCUCUGUUCAGACCACACAGUGGAAGCAGUACGGUUAAAGGAUGCAGACCAAGAAAAAGAGCAGGAUGAAAGACCUCAUGAUGGUUCUACAGAUGUAGAGGCGGUCAUAGGCAUGGACAAAUCCAGCUCAAUGCAUGUUGGAGUAGAACCUAGUAACACAGAACACGAGGUUACCACAUCGCAUGAGCUGAAAGAUAUAGAGGCCUUGAAUAAGGCUGAGACUGUUAGUACUGACGCUUCUGAAACGGAAGCAGCAACUGGAGACCAAAAAGGAGUUAAAAGCUCCGAUGGUGUUACCACUGACUUUGAAAAAUGUUCUGAACCAAGCCAUCAAGAGGACACGAAGGCGCAAAAGAGACCAAAUUCAGGUGACAGACUUGCCAAGGUGGAGGAUGAACAAACCAGUGAAACUGAGAUGAAAUCAUGGCUGCUAAAAAGGAUGCAGGGACCAAUUGAAGAUAUGUUGCUCUCUACGGAGGAGAAGAGCAAGAAACCUCCUAUGUUCCUUUGCUUCAAAGUGGGAAGGCCUAUGAGGAAAUCAUUUGUCAUAAGUAGAACUUCUAGCCCCGCACACUCGAUUGGGGGCAGAGGAAAGCAACUAGAGUACUGGUUUGCGGUGCCACAGGAGAGGGUGGACCAACUCUACUCGUUCUUCAUCCAGUGGUCUCCUGAUGCCUAUGGAAAAGAUGCACAGGAGCAGGGCUUUGUAGUCGUAGAGAAGGACGAGCUGAACAUGAUCGAUAACUUCUUCAGUGACCCAGUGCCUCGAAACUGGGAGAUCAUUACCACAAAUAAAGUGAGAAGAAGUUUUGGUAGCUUCGAGGAUGAGGAACCAUUGGACAUGCUGUCACUUCUAUUGGACCCCAGUACACUACUCGAGGACACUCAUGUUGAAAAGCUGGCUGCUCGGCUUCCAGCACGGGUUCAGGGAUAUCCAUGGAGACUGGCCUACAGUACAGUUGUACAUGGGACCAGCCUGAAGACUCUAUACAGAAACCUGAUGGAUUUGGACUGCCCUGUGCUGCUGGUAAUCAAAGACAUGGACAACCAGGUUUUUGGAGCUUUUUCCACUCACCCAUUCAAAGUGACCGAGCAUUAUUAUGGCACUGGGGAGUCCUUCCUCUACACUUUCAGCCCUGAAAUUAAGGUGUUUCGCUGGACUGGUGAAAACUCUUACUUUGUCAAAGGGAACUUGGAUUCUCUGCAGAUUGGAGGUGGGGGUGGUCACUUUGGUCUGUGGCUGGAUGCUGACCUGUUUCAUGGAACCACGUCCGAAUGCACCACCUUCAACAACCAAUCACUGUCAUCACAAGAAGAUUUUACUGUGCAAAACCUGGAGGUUUGGGCCUUUGAAUAAAGUCUGCAUUCAACAAACACGACCAUGCACACUGAUAUGCAUUUUAUGACCAAUAUAUAAACACAUAUGUAUACCUCAUGGCAUGUAAUAUAACAUGUUUGAGAGUGUGAGAGAGAGAGAGAUGACUAUGCCCAGUGACUAUUUAAAUAUUGGUGGUAUCUGGAGAUCCAUAUAAGCAGUACGACUAAAACUGUGCUUAAUCCUGUUAUCUAGGCUUGUUUCAAUUUGCUGAGAAGGAGACUAGCAGGUUGUGUCCGUGACUCAGUUAGACUAUAUGGGCACCACUAACACGUAUUCCAGCAUGCAAUAGUGUACACAGGCUCUGCCCAAAUAUAGGCACUGUUUAUGUGGCUUGGCAAUGUUUUAUAUGUAAAUUUUGUGUAAUUCUCUGGGUCUGCUUAGCAAUGGCGGUGCUGUUCUUCACAGAAUUGAGUUAAGACUGGUGGGAUUGGAAGUGUUUACUGGAACUUGUUUAAAGAGCAAGUGGUUUGACUUAUACCGAUGCCAUCUGUGUCAAACAUUCCACUUUAUAAAACAAUCUAGAUUUGUCUGACCAAAGCUUUUUAUUUACACAAACUUCAUGUAAAUUAAUUUUAUAUUGUGUCGGUGUGUUUGUGUUUGCAAAGCAAUUUUUUUUUAAUGAAUGUGAAAAUUUUGUUCACCUUAUUUUUGUGCAUUAUUGUGGUUUAUUUUAUUUUGACCUUAUUUGGUCAGCACUAAGCUGGGAAGUGAAGGCAUUCGGCAGUAGAAAUAUCAGUAUUAGAAGUGUGUCACCAUUGGCAUUACCCGUUGUGUUCAACUGUGCAUGUGUUAGCAAUCUCCUGUCAGGAUUCUUACACAAAUGUCAUUCACGAUGAUCAACAAGGUCCAAUAACUAUGGAAGUGGUAGUUAGAUCAGUGCUUAAUAGUGAGAUGUCAUUUGUACAUUCUACUGAAUUGGAGAUCUCUUUGGUCAAAUAUUUUAUUACAAGCUGCUUGCAUUCUAGAAGAACAUUUCUAGUACGUAUCUGUAUCCACAUAUGAACUUAUCUUAUAAUUCCCAGUGAGAAGCCAGUCAAGUUCUCCUUACAUUAUGGAACAGUAAAACGCUUCACCAUGCUUUUCAGGCAAUUAUGCUUACAUACACGUGUGUUUUGAGGCAUCUCUAAAAAGGGAACACCAAAGAAAUGGGUUUAUUUGUCGGUUGUUGCUAUUUAACAGUGUGAGCUUCAGGUAAAAGCUUAGCCUACAUAAAAAAUUCAUUUAAUAUUCUAAACCUACUUAGAUGACACUAAUUCAGUAAUGUCUUGAUUAAAACUUACUGCAGCUUUAAAAGAGAAAUGUGAAAGUCUGAUACGAGGCUGUUGAUGAUUGCUGCUUCUUGCUAUGUCUCUGGUUUAAAACAGAAGAGCUACCUGCUACAUGCGUAUUAUAUUAUUAGUACUAGUAACUGUACACGAUUGCAACAGAAAGUGAACACUUUAAUCAUGGAGGGUGCUGUGGGCGUUGUCACUUGGUUUUGUGACGUUUGUAAAACAGGGAUGAACACAUUUAGGCAUGGAUUAUAAAGGGAAGAAUGUUUGUCACUUGGUUGUCACUACACUUACUUAACCUACAAUCAAAUUGCUUGCAUCACUUGCUGUGCUAACCUCCCUUAACUAACCUUCAGUUUUCCCAUUGUGUGAUUGUGAUAGGAAACGAACAGUAAUUUCUUCACUUUGGGACAGUAGUGUGCACUAGCGUCCUGCUGCUUUACAUGUUUCCAUUCCCAAUGUCAAAAGGAAAAAAUAUCUAACUACAUUAAUGGUCUGCUUUUCACUUUAAAUGUUCUAAUGUAUUUCUGUUCCAGUAAAUGUCCAGUUCUGUGUAAUUACAGCCAUUGAAUGUUCUAUUUAUUGUUGCCAUGUUGAAAUAAAUAAAAAAUUAAAGAGCAUAAA